AUGCUGCUUACUGUCUACUGUGUGCGGAGGGACCUCUCUGAGGCCACCUUCUCCCUGCAGGUCACCCCCGACUUUGAGCUCCACAAUUUCCGUGUCCUCUGUGAGCUCGAGUCUGGCAUCCCCGCAGAGGAGAUCCAGAUCGUCUACAUGGAGCGACUCCUCGCCGAGGACCACCGCUCGCUGGGCUCCUUUGGCCUCAAAGACGGUGAUGUGGUCAUUUUACUCCAGAAGGAGAACGUGGGGCCCCGGGCUCCGUGUCAGACAUCCAGCCUGCCUCAGAUCAAUUUCACCGGGAUAGCCAUGCCCGGGACGUCCAGCUCCCGGCAGCAGCACCAGCACCAGCACCAGCGCAUACAGUCAACCCAGCAGUCCCACCACCUGGACUCUGGAGAGAAGACCACCUCCACUCAAGGGCUGGACAGCCCCGCCCUGAUCCGAAGCAUGCUGCUCUCCAACCCCCACGAUCUGUCCCUGCUGAAGGAACGCAAUCCUGCCUUGGCUGAAGCCCUGCUCAGGGGAAACCUGGACACCUUUUCUCAGGUCCUGAUGGAGCAGCAAAGGGAAAGGGCCCUGAGAGAGCAAGAGAGACUUCGCCUCUAUUCUGCUGACCCAUUUGAUUUGGAAGCUCAGGCCAAAAUAGAGGAAGAGAUCCGGCAGCAGAACAUUGAGGAGAACAUGAACAUAGCGAUGGAAGAGGCUCCAGAGAGUUUCGGACAAGUGGCCAUGCUCUACAUCAACUGCAAAGUGAACGGACAUCCUUUGAAGGCUUUUGUUGACUCAGGUGCCCAGAUGACCAUUAUGAGCCAAGCUUGUGCCGCGAGAUGUAAUAUCAUACGGCUGGUGGACCGACGAUGGGCAGGGAUCGCUAAAGGUGUGGGCACGCAGAGAAUUAUUGGCCGAGUUCACCUAGCUCAGAUUCAAAUCGAAGGUGAUUUCUUACAAUGCUCUUUCUCUAUACUUGAGGAACAGCCCAUGGACAUGCUUCUCGGGCUAGAUAUGCUCAGGAGACACCAAUGUUCCAUUGACCUGAAGAAAAACGUGCUGGUGAUUGGCACGACUGGCACGCAGACUUCCUUUCUUCCUGAGGGAGAGUUACCUCCAUGUGCUAAGUUGCUAAGUGGAACUGAGCAAGAUGAGUCUUCAGGCAAGGAAAUAGCAGAUACUAUUAAACAUUCAGUCAUGGAUUCAGGACGAAAAAAGCAUUGA
This is a messenger RNA of Hippopotamus amphibius kiboko, 1206 nucleotides long. It is a transcript of the gene DDI1, whose product is annotated as DNA damage inducible 1 homolog 1. The transcript has a single exon. Bases 1 to 1206 code for a protein of 401 amino acids. Gene Ontology annotation, biological process: proteolysis. Gene Ontology annotation, molecular function: aspartic-type endopeptidase activity; protein binding. The record is from RefSeq and is a predicted model, not a curated record. NCBI's taxonomy places the organism in Eukaryota, Metazoa, Chordata, Mammalia, Artiodactyla, Hippopotamidae.